Messenger RNA from Gekko japonicus, 933 nucleotides. RefSeq names its product olfactory receptor 12-like. The transcript has a single exon. The record is from RefSeq and is a predicted model, not a curated record. Lineage: Eukaryota; Metazoa; Chordata; Lepidosauria; Squamata; Gekkonidae. Bases 1 to 933 code for a protein of 310 amino acids. Gene Ontology annotation, cellular component: membrane. Gene Ontology annotation, biological process: sensory perception of smell; G protein-coupled receptor signaling pathway. Gene Ontology annotation, molecular function: odorant binding; G protein-coupled receptor activity; olfactory receptor activity.
AUGGAAAACCACACCAUGGUCACCGAAUUCAUCUUGGUAGGGUUUAUGGGAAAGCUAGAAACGCAAUUAGUUCUGUUUGUUCUCUUCUUGAUAAUGUACAUUAUCACAUUGAUGGGUAACCUUGGCAUGAUUCUUAUAAUUAAUGCAGACUCCAAACUUCAUACCCCUAUGUAUUUCUUCCUGAAGAACUUAUCUUUCUUGGACAUUUGCUAUUCCUCAGUCAUCACUCCCAAGGCUAUGCUGAGCUUUGCAACGGGGAACAAAACCAUUUCCUACAAUGGGUGUGCAACCCAGAUGUUCUUCUUCUCUCUUUUCGGGACCACGGAGGCUUUCUUUCUGGCUGUGAUGGCAUACGAUCGGUUCAUUGCUGUCUGCAACCCACUGCUUUACCAUGUCAUUAUGUCCAAGAAGACCUGUUGUCUCCUGGUAGCUGUAUCAUAUUUUUUUGGUUGUGUCAAUUGCUGCACCCAAACUGGCUUCACGUUCACAUUGUCCUUUUGCACACCAACUGAAAUAAAUCAUUUCUUUUGUGAUGUCCCAGCUGUAAUGAAGGCCUCCUGUUCAGUUACUUUUGUGAACGAAAUUGUGCUGCUAAUGGUAUGUGGGUUAAUCAUUGUGACCACAGGCACAAUUGUCCUUGUAUCAUACGGCUACAUUGUUGCCACCAUCUUACACAUACCUUCAGGCAAAGGAAGGCACAAAGCUUUCUCAACAUGCACUUCCCAUCUGAUGGCAGUCAGCUUGUUCUUCGGGACAGUUUUCUUUAUGUAUGCCCAACCUGGAGCCCUUUCCUCUCCCAAUCGGGGGAAAGUAGUGUCAGUCUUUUACACAGUGGUCAUCCCCAUGUUGAAUCCCAUCAUCUACAGCCUGAGGAAUGUGGAGGUGAAAGAGGCUGUCAUCAGACAAUUCAGAAAGAAAGUCUUUUCCUAUUGA